Messenger RNA from Sphenostylis stenocarpa, 186 nucleotides. NCBI's taxonomy places the organism in Eukaryota, Viridiplantae, Streptophyta, Magnoliopsida, Fabales, Fabaceae. The record is from the annotation of a GenBank genome assembly.
AUGGAUGCAGAAGAAGUCAAGUAUGGAGAAGAAGUAAUGGACGGAGAAGAUGUUAUGGAAGGAGAAGAUGCUAUGGAUGGGGAAGAAGUUAAGGAAGGAGAAGAAAUGAAGUUAAGGAAGGAGAAGAAGAAGUUAAGGAUUGAGAAGAAGUUAGGGAAGGAGAAGAAGUUAAGGAUGGGGAAAUAG